AUGGAAAAUGGACAAUCUUUCAUAGAUUAUUUAAUAUGUAAAUACCCAGAAUUGGAUGCUAAAUUACUUUUGAAACUGUCUGUGUUUGAAAAAUCAGAUGAAUAUUUGAGGCUUCUACAUGAAUCCAUAAUUGUUGAAGAGACAGUAGCUACGCAUGAAGAUUACAACUAUCGAUAUCACUUGUUUGAGGCCAAUUCACAUGUUGAAUUAGUUGACUCUGUUAUUGCUCACUUAAUAAGAGAAAACUCGCUGAACACGCUUGUUAAUGGUUAUCACGAUCCAUCAUCAAAUUCAGUAUGGGGAUCCAAAAUUUUUAAUCCAUACGUUAGUUUCCAAGUUAAUUUUUUGAAGAAUGAGAGUUGGAACAGACUUUUCAACCGAAUUGGUAAAAUUAGGUUUUUGAAUUUAGUGUUGACUACUAAGUGUUUUAUUAAAAUAAGCGAUGUAAACUAUAUGCAAUUGUUUGGUCUUUUGCCCAGCUUCAAAUCGAAGAUUUCUGAGCUGCUCCUGAAAUCAAGAAUGUUAUACAAGAACCAGACUAAGGUUAUUAACUCCUUGAGGUUCUUUUCAGAUGAACCACUCGAUUUAAUAGAAGAUAUCGUUCCUCGGGAGACAUUCAAAUACAGAAGGAACCUUCCUAAAAAGUUCCGACCAUUGAAAAGGUUAUGUAACCAAAUUAUACAUAAUGAUUCAAAAUGUAACUAUUCUUCAAUCUAUAAGGAAAUAUGCACAAGUUUUCAGCCAAAGACAAUAAAAACAAACUUUGACUACGUAACCGAGAUUUCUGUGGUAAUAAGAUUUGUAUUAAUAGUUACUGGUAAAAUAUUUCCGUUAAAUACCUGGGGUACUCCUAAAAAUAAAUCAGAAGUUAUCAAAAAAAUAGUUAGAUUUAUAAAAGCAGGUAAAAAUGAUAAAUUCCUUAAGGACCAGCUCAUAUCUUCUAUUCAAUUAUCUCAUAUAUACUGGCUUGGGAAGACAUCAGAGAUAACGUCGAAGCAGGACUACAAAUUACGUGUAAGCCUAUUUUCAAGCUUCAUGGAAUGGUUUCUUUCAGUUUAUAUUUGUAAAUUAGUGGGGUCGUUUUGGUAUGUUACAGAAGUAUCACAUGGUAUAUUAAGUAAAGAUAUAUUACAUUAUCCGCAUAAUGAAUGGAAGCGAAUAACUAAUAAAUGGUUGAAUGACUAUGUUAAGAACUAUCUUGUUGAAACUACUGUUUCCGUGGAAUUUAACGAAACUAGUGCAUUUAAGAAAUACAAUAUUGGACGUUUGAGGCUACUUCCAAAAUCAAACGAUUUUAGAGCAUUAUGUAUUCCAAUAAAGCAAAUAAUUGGUUCAAAUAACUUGAACAAAAAGGAAAAAGAAACACAGAAAUUCCAAUAUUUAAAUCACAUGAAUAAUAACAUUAGACCAAUCCGUGAAUUACUUCUUCAAAAGGAAAGAGAUAAAUUAAGAUUAGACAAGAAGAGCCACCCAAGAUGCUUUUCAUUACGAGAUAUUGCACAUAACAUAUGUUUAUUCAAGCAUGAUCUUAUCAAUAAAUAUACACAUAUUCCGAAACUAUUUAUGUUGAAAUUUGAUAUGAAACACUGUUUUGACAACGUGAGCCAAGAUAGAAUAUUAAAAUCAGUUGAGGAGCUAUUUGCUGAAGAUAGCAGCGACAAGGUAUAUUAUAUUAGACAGUUUGUUGAGUCCUCAGUUUUUAAGCAGGAGCUCAAAAAACAGCGUUAUGUGAUCAAAAACGAAUCUAAUGUUCAGGAAUAUAAUAUUUUGGAAGGACAAUGUUCUAACUUUCAAUUUAAUAGAUCCCCAAAAAUCAUUGUGGAUAAGGCCAAAACCUUCCGAUUUAGAAAGUCGCAAGUUUUAGAAACCGUCAGAGAGCACGUUUUUCACUCAACCAUGGUUCUGCCAAAUAAUACUGAAAAAUAUUUUAGAAGGACAAAGGGAGUAUUCCAAGGUUUACCUCUUCUGGCAACACUUUGUAAUUUGGUUUAUAACUCGUUAGUCGACGAAAAUUUUCAAUUUUUAUUGAAUGAUAAUUCAGAUUCGAUUCUAUUAAGGUUAGUAGACGAUUUUCUAGUGAUUUCUACUGACAGAAGUCAAUGCCAAAAAGUAUACGAUAUAGUAUUGGGACAAGAGUUCCAGUCGAGUGGGGCCUUUGUAAAUACUAGCAAAACGUAUUGGGCCGAGACUACUAUGGACUUGGAAGAUAGUAUCAAGUUUGUGGGAUUAAAGAUUAACCCAUCCACAUUAGAAAUACUGCCGGAUGCUGAUUCUAAUAGUUCUUUUAUAUCACUUUCAAAGUAUAAAUCAUUUAAGUCCGUAUAUUUAUAUUUACAAUGGUGCUAUAAAGUGAGGCUAGCAGACCAUUUUAUAAAAUUGGAAUUAGUUUCUUUUAAGGCAGCACUAAAAAACAUUGCAAUUAUAUUGAACGCUAUUAUUGAAUCAUACUACGUUCAUUUUAAGGAAAUCUUAAUGCGACUGGGUGAAUUUGAUGAACAACCUUUUCAAGAAUUUCUAUUGAGUUUGCUCCAUAUGACGUUAAGAAAGUACCAGUUAGUUAAUCCUAACAAAGCUGGUAUGGAAGAAAUAAGUACUAUGUUUAGAAAGGUCAUAAUUUCAAAACUUUCUAAAAACUCGGUAUUUCAAAACACUAACUCGUGGCUUGAGAAUUCGAGAAUGCUUUAA
Debaryomyces hansenii CBS767 is the source of this 2685-nucleotide messenger RNA. RefSeq names its product Tertp (gene TERT). Bases 1 to 2685 code for a protein of 894 amino acids. Gene Ontology annotation, biological process: telomere maintenance via telomerase. Gene Ontology annotation, molecular function: telomerase RNA binding; telomeric repeat DNA binding. Lineage: Eukaryota; Fungi; Ascomycota; Pichiomycetes; Serinales; Debaryomycetaceae. The record is from RefSeq and is a predicted model, not a curated record. Gene Ontology annotation, cellular component: telomerase catalytic core complex. The transcript has a single exon.